GCUCCUGCGUGCUGCCAUCCUGCCCCUCAAACGCAUCUAUGGCAUCAAGAUGCAGGUGUGCGGCUCUGAGCACCUCAACAUCAAGGAGCCCUAUGUGAUAGUUUGCAACCACCAAGCUUCUCUUGACCUCAUGGGCAUGGUGGAGGUGAUUCCUGACCGCUGCGUGCCCAUCGCCAAGAAGGAGCUCAUGUACAUGGGCACCGUGGGGUGGGCCUGCUGGCUCAGUGGCAUCAUCUUCAUCGACCGUCACAAAAGAGAAGACGCAAUUGAUGUCAUCUCCCAGACGGCCAGGACCAUGCGGCGUGAAAAUCUCCGAGUGUUGAUAUUCCCUGAAGGCACCAGGAACCAGGAGAAAUCCAUGCUGCCCUUCAAGCGUGGGGCCUUCCACUUGGCCGUGCAGGCUCAGGUUCCCAUUUUCCCCAUGGUGAUUGCCCAGUACCGGGACUUCUUCAGCUCCAAGGACAAGAAAUUCACCUCUGGGACGUGCACCAUCCGAAUCCUCCCCAAGGUGGAAACUCAGGGCCUGACCCCAAAAGAUGUCCCUAAACUGACAGAGACUGUCCGCCAGACCAUGGCUGAUACUCUCAUCGAGAUGUCCUCAAAUCACCGUGGGGACCAGUGCGCUGAGCAGCCUCCACUCCUGCAUGGGGCCGGGGCUGGCAUGGGGAUGGGAAAUCCGAGGCACUAUGUGGUGCUCUUCCCUGCCGUGAUCUACUACCCAUACGUGGGCAAAGUGCACGUCCACCUCAUGGACCUGGACGAGCCCGUGAGGGUGAGCCUGCACCUGGAGAGCAGCCAAGAAGCCCCCAACAUGACGGUGGAGCAGCAGGGCAGCGGUAUCCUCCAGCUCAACUGGCCCCGCUUCACCAACUUUUCGGCCUUUCCAAAAGGCAUGUAUGAGCUUGCCAAGAUGCACAUCUCCAUCCAAGGAGGUUCCCUGCAGGUCUAUGAAAGCAGGACGGUGCUGGUGGAUGCCAUGGAGCUGAGGACCUUUGUGCAGGCAGACAAGGAUGUCUACAAGCCUGGGGAAACUGUGAAGUUUCGUAUUCUCCGUUUGGAUCACAACUUCAUUCCCAGCAACACAGAG
This is a messenger RNA of Apaloderma vittatum (bar-tailed trogon), 1087 nucleotides long. Its product is annotated as 1-acyl-sn-glycerol-3-phosphate acyltransferase alpha-like. Gene Ontology annotation, molecular function: 1-acylglycerol-3-phosphate O-acyltransferase activity. NCBI's taxonomy places the organism in Eukaryota, Metazoa, Chordata, Aves, Trogoniformes, Trogonidae. Gene Ontology annotation, biological process: phosphatidic acid biosynthetic process. Gene Ontology annotation, cellular component: endoplasmic reticulum; membrane. The record is from RefSeq and is a predicted model, not a curated record. The annotation marks the transcript as partial. The transcript is spliced from 8 exons.